Caenorhabditis angaria is the source of this 4377-nucleotide messenger RNA. Lineage: Eukaryota; Metazoa; Nematoda; Chromadorea; Rhabditida; Rhabditidae. The record is from the annotation of a GenBank genome assembly.
AUGGCGUUGGUCGCGUUUUUGAGCUCGGUGAGUUUUUUUUUUUGAAAUUUUGAAUUUACAAAAAUUUCCCGCCAAAAAAAACUCGCGCUUUUUCCCACCCUCACAUAAAACAAAGCGCCAUAAAUAAAUUUUCGACGCUUUUUUCGCACGAUAAAAAGUUUUCUUUUUUUCACGAAAAACUUUUUUUUAGUUAAAAAAAACCCCAAAACUUCUUGUGGUCUUGCAGCGAUGUUUGUUCAUUUGUUGUGCGCCUUUAGGGGUACUGUAGCGUGUUUUUUAUUUUUUUGUUUUCUGAAAUUUUUGUUUUUUUUCUUGUUUUGAGCUGGAAUUUGACUGUAAGAGCUGGGAUUUUUGAUUUGUAGAUCUUUCAGCCACAGAAAAUGCUGAAAUUAUUUAUUUUUCAUGAAAAUUUAGUCUGAAAAUAGGGCUUUCAUGAAAAAACAAAUUUUCAAGUUUCUGGGGCUGAAAAUUGAGAUUUUCUAGAAUUUUCACAAGGAAAAAGUUAACUGAAAGCUGGAAAAAAGGGAUUUUACAUAAAAGCUUCAUUUUAGAAUCCGAUUUUCAAUGAAACUUCAUGAAAAUUCGGGUUUUUUAAAAUUUUCGGUUUCUAAAGACGAAAAUAGCCGAUUUUCCUCAAUUCAGCGUGAAAAGCCUGAAAUUCGAGUCGCUGAGCUAAAUUUAUUGAUUUUUUUCACAAAAAGGUCCAACGAACACGUUUCCAAGGUCACGAAAACGAAAUUUUCUUUCAUUUUCGAAAUUUACAGCUACAUGUAACAAUUUUUCGUAUGAUUUUGAGGAGGAUUUUCAAUUUUUCAGUUAGUUUUAUACUUUUCGCGCCAAAAAUCCACGUGGUUUUACUCGCGUCGCGUGUGCGUAGCGGGUCAUAAAAAGUGAAUGAAUUUUCAAUUAUUUUCCAAAGUGCUUGCACUUUUCUAUCUCUUCCCAUUCUCUAAUAUGAGCAAUAAAUCUUUCAAUGUUUUUUUUGUGUGUUGGCUGCUCUUUUUGAGCACAAAAUCAAAUCUUCGGCUUCUUUCAGCUUUUGCUAGCCUAAAAUUGAUUUCUCUAAUUCUCUGCGUCUCUCGCAGAGUGGUUUUUUGCAUAUUUUUUCGAAGAGAAAUCACGUUUUUUUGUGGGUAAUUUGAGGCUCUCAAAUUACUCGAGCAACAAAAAAAAAGUUUUUUGUUGCGAAAAAAUUUGCGAAAAAAGUAGCGCUUAUCAAUUAGUUUUGGUGAUAAUUUAUUGGAUUAUUUUCGAACAAAAAAAAAAGUUUUUUUCAUAUUUUUUUGUUUUUUGAUAUUUUGAUUUCAUAAGGUUAUUUUUCACGUGGCAAAUUUUUGGCUCCAAAACUUAAAUCUUUAAAAAAAUUGAGAAUUGUGCCAGAGAAAAACAAUUUUUCAGAAAGUCGUAAAGAUAACAUCUGGAAGUAAAUUUUCAAAUCAAAAAUUUUUACGACCUUUUUUUCAGCCGAAAAAAUGGCGCCUGAUGUUUGUUGUGCAGAAAUAAGUGCUCAAAAAUUUGUUUUUCUUGUGCCACGUGGAUUUUUGGCUCCGGAAAAAAAAUUAAAAAUUUUAUUUUUUUGUGUCACGUGUUUCCACGUGAAAUUUGAACAUUUUCAAAAAAUUUCGAGAUUUUUUGUGAGCUUUUCUCUGGCGCCAUUUUCUCAUUUUUUUUUCGUCUGAAAAGCAAAGUCGUAAAAAUUCCAGAUGUUAUCUUUACGACUUUCUGAAAAUAUUUUUGAGCACAAAAUUAUUUCUAUUUUUUCGCUACAAUUUUUGGUUGCUCAAAAGUUCAACGUUCUAUUUGCCAAAAAGAUUACGCUGCCCCGGGGCAAAAAAUUUUCGAGGAAAAAAUGAAACCGAGAAAAUUUUGGAGGGGCAAAUUUAUUUUUUAUUCACUUUCUUUGACACUUUUAAAAGCUUGAGUGCUUUUUUUGCUUUUUUGAGGGAAAAAUUCGAUUUUUUGUGAAAAUUUGAAAAUUUUCCCUGUUUCUAAAGCUGAAAAUGUCUAUUUUCAGCAUUUUUUGACUGAAAAAGCUGAAAAUCAAUUUUCCCCUAAAAACAACAAAGCAUUAUAUUCUUUUGUUUUCGUUUUCUGCAAGAAAAAUUGAUUUUUCUGCAAAUUUUCCAAGGAAAAAAGGCUUCUCCUGCGACUUUUCUCCAAAUUUUGAAUUCAAAAAAAUUUUGCAGAUGGUCCAAUCAGCGAGUUGUGCCACAACUAAUAACAACAAUAUUUUGGCGGCGAAUCGAACAAUUUCAGAGAAAUUUGUGAAAUUGACUGGAAUUUCAGCGGGGAAAACGGAAAAAUUGAUGGAAAAAUGGAUUGGGGUGAGUCUUUUGGGGGAAAUUGGGUCUGAAACUGUAAAUUUUGUUGAAAAUUGUGCUUCAUGAGCUGGAAAUAUCGAUUUUUUAUGAAAUUUUGGUCUGGAAGUUUGAUUUUCACCAGAAUUGAAUUUUUCAAGCUUAGAAGCUGAAACUUUGCUGAAAAUUCCGCUUCAGAAGCUAGAAAUAUCGAUUUUUCAUGAAAUUUUGGUCGAGAAUUGAAUUUUUCAGCUUCAGAAGCUAGAAAUACCUGAAAAUAAGCUUCGAAAGCUGAAAUAAUCAAUUUUUCAUGAAAAUAUACAUUUCUAUAGCUCCUGGAGCUGAAUUUUACGAUUUUCCACAAGUUCCUAAAUCUGAAACUAUGAAUUUUGCUGAAAUUUCUCAUCUAAAAGCUGAAAAUUUGGUUUUUUUGAUGGAAAUUUGGUCCAGAAUUGAAUUUUUCAGGUUCAGAAGCUGAAAAUAUUGAUUUUUCAUGAAAAAUUUACAUUUUCAGCCUUUGAAGAUUUUUCACAAGUUCCUUAAUCUGAAACUAUGCAUUUAGCUAGAAAUUUUGAUCUAGAAGCUGAAAAUUUGGGUUUUUAAAUGAAUAAUCAGACUCCACAGCUUCUGGAGCAGAAAUUUCGGAAAAUUCAAGCUCCAGGGGUCAAAUUUUUGAGUUUUUGAUGAAAAUUUCAGCUUGUUUUUUCAGUUUCUCGAGCUCAAAAUCCCAGAUUUUUGAUCUAAAACCAUGUUUAACCCAAUUUUUCUCACAGAAUCGUCCCUGGACCCCCGAAACCUCUUCACAAUUCGAUUCGGAAAUCAUCGAACCAUUGAAAAAUCUUCGAAUCGCUCUUUUGGUUGUCGAUUUUCAGAAUGAUUUUGUGAAUGGAAGUCUGAAAAUUGGGGUGAGUUAAGAAUUUUGCAAUUUUUUUCUAGAAAAAAAAAUUCAAAAUUUCAAUUUCAGGACGGCGAUGCUGGUCAAGAUCCACUUGAAGCAAUUCCAAAACUCAACAAUUUAUUAGAAAAUUCGAAAUGGGAUAUGAUUGUUUAUACAAAAGAUUGGCAUCCACCAAAUCAUAUCUCAUUUUUAUCGCAAGCCUAUGAUUCGGAUCGAAAAUUUGAUAGAAAAUCUGAAGAUCUCAAAGUGUUUGAUUCAGUAUUGUUUACUGAACCUUUCAAGACAAAUCAGACAUUAUAUCCUGAUCAUUGUAUUCAAAAUUCUGAAGGAGCUGAAAUUUAUCCAGAUAUUUCUAUAAUUCCGGAUUCCACGUAUAUUUUGAAAGGUAAACUUGAUGAAUGAAACUCAAAAUUCACUUACUUCACAAAAAAUUGAAGUUGAACAUGAAUUUUCUGAAAAAAUAAAAGAUGUGGCCGAAUUCCCGACAUUUCUCGGCCACAUUUUUUUUCUCAAAUUCAUGUUCAACUUCAAUUUUUUGUGAAGUAAGUGCAUUUUGAGUUUCAUUUAUCAAUUUAAUAUGAGGAAUGCUUUAAAAAUCUUGAAUUUUGUAGAAUUAUCACUAUGUAUGUAAAUGUUAAGUUAACUUAACAUAUAGUGCUUUUUUAAACGAAAUUCAGGAUUCUCAGAGCAUUGCUCAUAUUAAACCUUCCUCUGUCAAUUUUUCCCAUUUUCCAGGAACAAAUCCCUAUUUGGAUAGUUAUAGUGCAUUCAAUGAUAAUAAUGGGAAAGACAAAACGGAUUUGGAGGAAAUUUUGAGAAAUAAUGGAAUUCAGGCGGUUGUUAUUGCUGGAUUGGCCUAUGAUAUUUGCGUGAAGUUUACCUGUUUGGUGAGUUUUUUCUGAAAAUUUGAGUUUUUCAUGAUUUUUUUAACCUGAAAUUCGUCCCAAGACCUUCAAAGAUCUGAAUCUUUCCAAAAAUUAAUUCCAGGACGCAGUUCGUCUCAAUUUCCUCUCCUCAGUCAUCCCUGAAUGUUCCGCUGGUUUGCUGAAAAAUUCGAUAAUCGAAGCGGAAAAAGAAUUCGCCGACAGUGGAGUUGCGAUAAUUUCAGCCGAACAAGCUCAGAAAAUAUCGAAUCGAAGUUUUAUUCCGGAAGAAUGGAUUCGAAAAUUGACGAAUCUUUAA